This is a messenger RNA of Impatiens glandulifera, 1247 nucleotides long. RefSeq names its product MLO-like protein 12. The record is from RefSeq and is a predicted model, not a curated record. Bases 18 to 1247 code for a protein of 409 amino acids. Gene Ontology annotation, biological process: defense response. The transcript has 12 exons. Gene Ontology annotation, cellular component: membrane. Lineage: Eukaryota; Viridiplantae; Streptophyta; Magnoliopsida; Ericales; Balsaminaceae.
UUUUUCUCAGAGCUCUAAUGGCUUCAAAAGGGUCAGUUUUGUCUUUGGAGGAGACACCGACGUGGGCUGUUGCUGUUGUUUGUUUUGUCCUUGUUUCCAUUUCCAUUGUCAUUGAAUACAUCCUUCACUUGCUUGGAAAGUUCUUAAAAAAGAGACAUAAGAAUUCUCUAUAUGAAGCUCUUGAAAAGAUCAAAUCAGAGCUGAUGCUUUUAGGGUUCAUAUCAUUGCUUCUGACAGUGGGACAAGGACUCAUAUCAGAAAUAUGUGUGUCCAAGAAAAUAGCAUCCACUUGGCAUCCGUGUAACAAGGAACAGGAAACCUCAAAGUAUGGCGGCGGCGGGAGGAAGAGAAAUCUUUUAACGGAUUUCUCUGUCGAAGGUUGGAGUCAUCACCGUCGUAUCCUGGCUGCCCAGAAAGAAGACAAAUGCACUGCUCAGGGGAAAGUCCCAUUUGUAUCAACAUAUGGCAUCCACCAACUUCACAUUUUCAUUUUCGUUUUGGCCGUUUUUCACAUCCUUUAUUGCAUACUCACUUAUGCUUUCGGACGAGCUAAGAUGAGCAAAUGGAAAGGAUGGGAAAAGGAGACAAAGACAACUGAAUACCAGUUCUCACAUGAUCCUGAGAGAUUCAGAUUUGCAAGAGAUACUUCAUUUGGAAGAAGGCAUUUACAUUUUUGGAGUCACUCAUCUUUUCUUCUUUGGAUAGUUUGUUUCUUCAGACAAUUUGUUAGAUCGGUUCCAAAAGUUGAUUACUUAACCCUCCGACAUGGGUUUGUAGUUGCACAUUUGGCACCACAAAGCCAAACUCAUUUUGAUUUUCAUCUCUACAUUAAAAGAUCUUUAGAAGAGGAUUUCAAAGUGGUUGUGGGGAUAAGCCCGAUAAUAUGGCUCUGCGCAAUUCUAUUCCUAAUGUUCAACACCCACGGCUGGUACUCUUAUUUCUGGCUACCCUUUAUCCCACUGGUUAUAAUUCUCUUGGUGGGUACUAAGUUACAAGUGAUUAUUACAAAGAUGGGUCUAAGGAUUCAGGAAAGGGGAGACGUGAUUAAAGGAACACCUGUGGUUCAACCUGGCGACGAGCUGUUUUGGUUCAACCGUCCAAAACUCUUGCUCUACCUCAUCAAUUUCGUUCUCUUCCAAAACGCGUUUCAGCUCGCUUUCUUCAUUUGGGCAUGGUAUGAAUUCGGGUUGAGUUCUUGCUUUCAUGAGAAGGCUGAAGAUAUAGCUAUUAGGCUAGUAAUGGGGUAA